This is a messenger RNA of Penicillium arizonense, 1275 nucleotides long. RefSeq lists its product as uncharacterized. Bases 1 to 1275 code for a protein of 424 amino acids. The transcript has a single exon. NCBI's taxonomy places the organism in Eukaryota, Fungi, Ascomycota, Eurotiomycetes, Eurotiales, Aspergillaceae. The record is from RefSeq and is a predicted model, not a curated record.
AUGACUCUACUUGCCCUCGAUCUCCCAUUCGGUCGUUCCAACCAUGGAGAAGCUAUUUUGUCUUUCAUCCGCGUCCUUCGUAAUCUCGAUGAUGCUGCUGAGCUCCUAGCGACUUUCGAAGAACUCGGAAGCAACCUGUCUGCCGCUAGUAUAGAGGAUCACGUUCGGUUUCUCGACUUUCCUGAUGUCUCAACCCAAGAGGCAAACAUUGCCGCUGCAACAACUCUAAGCAAGGAAGAGCUUUUAAAAAAAGCGGCUCAAUCACCUAGAGAGCUUACAGAAUCUGAGCUUGAUCUACUUAAUAGCCGUUAUUGGGGUCGAAUCAGCUAUCCGGAGGAAGAUGUCCGUUUUGAUUGUUACGAGGAUCUCAAGCUCGUCUCUGAAGAACACUACUCUCAAACAGUCGAGCGUCUCGAGAAUUUUCGAACCUCUUUCUAUACGGAAUACGAAGCGGAUGCAUUGAAAAAUGCAGAGGCGGAGCUUCCCCGACGAAUCGAUGAAAUAACAGAACCCGAGGACAGAAAUGAUCUAGAGCGGAUGCUCGAAAGCGGCCACCCCUGGCUACGCCAGCUAUGGCAAGAAGAAGGGGGCAAAUAUCCAUGGGGCUAUGUAAUUUUCGAAAGCCCUCAGUGGAAGCGCGAGGACCCCGAACGCCAGGAGUCGUAUGAACAAAAGCAAACCACCUUGUUCCACUGGGCGCACGUGGCUAUUGGCUCUACAACACAGAUCAGAUCCCAAUGGUACCUUGAGCGCCUUGAUCAGCCUUCUAGAGCCGGCGGCGAUGAGUCUUUCUUAGCGACGGUGAACCAAUUGCGUAAGCACUUCAACUAUCUCCGAGCUCUACCGCCCGUGAAGCAAACACCGUAUCUACGCCUCGAUUUAGCCGAAGGCAAGAUCGACGCCAUCCCGGACGGAAUUACGGAAGGUAUUCUCCGGAACGUGUUCUUAUUUCUAGAUCACGACGCCGCGGCGUCGGUCUUGGAUACUCGCAGACCUGAUGAUAAAUGGAUCUGGGCUGUCGACCCGGACUUUGAUCCGGAAAGCCGGGACUCUGAUCCGAGAGGAUACCAAGGCUAUGUGCGCGUUCGCCUCCAGCAACUUCUUAAUCACUUUUACGUCGCUCGGCGCUGGCACGCAGACGAGUGGUCGAUGGAUGACAUAUGGAAGACGGCUCAGAAGGACCCGUACAACGGCUCUUUUGUUUCCAUGAACUACGAAGACAUCUUUGCUCCAAACCUGCACCGAGAGGUUUCUGCUGCCAUGAGAAGUGAUUAG